AUGGAGGUGCAUGAUUGGUAUACGGAGGAGGGGGGGCCGAUGGGGGGGGAGACGGGGUUUUUUGAGCGCGAGCGAAGCCGACUGAUUGCGGAUAUCUCCAAGGGCGUCGAAUCGAUUGUGGCCAAUACCAAUCUGCUCAAUCGAAAGAUCGAAGAAUCGAUCAGUGUCGGUAACGAGUUCCACCCCAUAUCCGAACUAUGGUCCAAGUUCCAACGCAUCAUGGUCGCCAGUGGAAUACCCAACCUGUCCGCACCAGAUGCGCCCAACUCGUCCACCACUCCGCACGACAACAUCCAGUCCCCACCAGACAACACCGACCACAUCCACCAACACCAACCUCACUCGUUCAAGUUCCUAGACGCCCCCUCGACUACCACCUCUCUUCCUCCCGGUGUCGCCCCCGGCGGUGGCCGCAUCUACGCCUAG
Molecule: messenger RNA, 426 nt
Organism: Mycosarcoma maydis (corn smut)
Lineage: Eukaryota; Fungi; Basidiomycota; Ustilaginomycetes; Ustilaginales
Exons: 2
Coding region: 1-426 (141 amino acids)
Cellular component (GO): mitotic spindle pole body; mitotic spindle; DASH complex
Source: RefSeq, a predicted model, not a curated record